Molecule: messenger RNA, 1336 nt
Organism: Musca vetustissima
Lineage: Eukaryota; Metazoa; Arthropoda; Insecta; Diptera; Muscidae
Gene: Unc-76
Product: fasciculation and elongation protein zeta-2
Exons: 4
Coding region: 8-1330 (440 amino acids)
Cellular component (GO): cytoplasm; axon
Source: RefSeq, a predicted model, not a curated record
GUGGGCCAUGCGUGAACUCGGUUCCAAAAUGGCCGAGCUUAAAUUUGAGGCUCCUCUGGCAAAAAUGGAUGAAACUGAUGAUUGGGCCGGUUGCGAUUUCAUUUCCAAUCAGAACACCAUCAAUGACUCGUUGAAUUUGAAUCUCAAGGAUCCGAUGAUGGCCCAGGAGAAUAAAAUCCGUUUGUUGGAGGAGGCCGUUCGGGAUGCUCAUGUCAGCAAAAAUGGUGGUGGUGGCGGCUAUGGUGGCGUCAAUGGCACCAUUAGUCCCAAUUGCAAUACCAUGCUGAGCAAUGAAAUGACCACAAUGGGAUUGGAUGGUGGCACCACCACCUCCUCAUCGUCGGCGGCCAUUGAUUCGAAGAGUCUUUUGGAUGCCGCUGAUAAUUUCAGUGAGGCUUUCGGUGGCAGCCUCGAAGAUUUGGUCAAUACCUUCGAUGAGAAGAUCACCAAAUGUUUUGGUAAUUUUGAGGAAAAUGUUGAGGCGCUGGCGCCCGUACAAGUACGCAGUCAGGAUGAGAUUAUGAAUGAAUGCCAAAUGUGGUGGACUAUUACUGGCAAUUUUGGUAAUAUUUUACCCAUUGAUUGGUCCAAAUCAUAUACACGUAAAAUGCAUAUGCCUACCUUGAAUUUAGGUCAAAAUACCAACAACAAAAAUCAACUAGGAGGAGGAGGUUGUGGUUCCUCAGAUGCCCAAACGCCAGCCGAUGAUCUCAACAGUGAAGAUGAUGAAGCCAUUGCCAAUGAUUUGGAUAUGCAUGCCCUGAUUUUGCAUGGCCUCAACAAUGAACCCGAAGAACCCAUUAAAUCUGUCGAAGAGGUCAUCAAGGAAAUUGAAUAUAUUAUCGAUGAGGCUGAGAGUCCCACAGAUGAGGCCACCACCUGUGAAUCGGAGGUUAUGGAAAAGGCCAAGGAGGUGUUGGGGGCACCACUAUAUGCGGAGAAAUUACAAUACUUGUCCAUCAACCAGCUAAAUGAGCUCUAUAUGGAAAUGGAGGUGUUGAUCCAGGAGCUCAGCGAAACCCUCAUCAAUGAAUUGGCAUUGCGCGAUGAAUUGGAAUUUGAAAAGGAAUUGAAAAAUUCAUUUAUUUCAAUACUGCUGGCAGUACAAAACAAACGCCGCCAAUAUCAUGUGGAAAAGAAACGGGGCAAAUUCCAGGGACCGGAGCCCAAAUAUUUGACCACCGUCAUACCCUAUACCAUGGAGAAUGGCACACCCAACAAUCAAAAUUUACAAGUUUUAAUUAAAAUUUUAAAAGCCAUCAAUGAGGAUAGCCCCACAGUACCCACACUCUUAACAGAUUACAUUUUGAAGGUCCUUUGCCCCACAUAAAUCCAG